AUUUAAUCUUUUUCUUUAUAUGAAUUUUAGGUAUGCUGUUCCUCCAGAGCAUGGGAAGCGUCUUGAAAGACUAGCUCAAGGGUUCUUCCCAAGCAGCUCUGAUGGAUGUGAUGCUUUUCUUCGCCACAAGAUGUCUCUGAUUUCUCCAUCAAUAUUGAAGAAGUAUGGAAUUCCUUUUGACAAGGUUACACAAGAGGCAGGAGAAUUUAUGAUCACUUUCCCAUAUGGAUACCAUGCAGGAUUUAACCAUGGUUUUAACUGUGCAGAGUCAACAAACUUUGCCACCUUCAGAUGGAUUGAUUAUGGAAAAGCAGCAAAACUGUGCACUUGUAGGAGGGACAUGGUGAAAAUAUCUAUGGACGUCUUUGUGAGGAAGUUUCAACCAGACAGAUACCAGCUGUGGAAACAAGGCAAGGAUAUAUACACUAUUGAUCACACAAAACCAACUCCUGAAUCAACACCUGAAGUGAACACCUGGCUACAGAGAAGAAAGAAAAUAAAGGAAUUUCCCAAGAGCUUCCCUCACACCAGAUCUCAAUCUAAAAAGCUUAAAACUCCAGAGGACAAGAGAGUAUCUGCUAUGGUAGCUGGUGCAGAAAUCACAGCAACUGAAGCAGCUACUGAUAGCUUCAAGGUCAGUGAAGAACCUGGGAAAAAAGUGAGGCUUGUAAACACAGAAGCGCCUUCUGGGGGAGAAGACAACAGUAGUAGAAUGCAACUGGAUCAACAUUUGUUGGAUGAUGUCAAGGUUGCAGGAAGCAUCCAUUCAGACUCAUUUUUGAGACCUGUUCCUGUACUAGAGAAAACAAAAAUGGAAGAUGAGAACAGGACAGAUUCCAGUCAUCCUCUUGCAUUUGAAGUUUCUGUCGCUUGCAUGCCAACUUCAGAUAGCUGUAGAGAAGAAGAGAGUUUGGCAUCUCAGAAUCAGUCUGUUUCACCCAUACCAUGCCGUAAGUCAGAAGGACAAGCUUCUGAAGCUGAAAACCUAGAUAAAGAGGAAAAUGUCUUGAUAGAGGAUGGUGUCAGCGAUCUAGAAAGCUGUGGAAUGUUGGAACAUGGAGACGUACCUGUUGUAAAGAACGAUGAGAAAGAUGGCGUGGAAACAUCCACUUCAGUGGAAGUUGAAGGAAUGAAAAUAUCUAAGAGUUGGUGUCAUCCACUAAAUAAACCCCCAACUGGAUCUCCAAUGACUUUGGUUAAACAUCAAGCGACUAUUGAUGAAGAACUGCCUGAGACUACUUCAAUCGAAGAGAAAGUUCAAGAGACAGAGAUAUGGGCCAGGCCUCUGGUCUACCUUUGGCAGACAGGGGUAUCCAAUUUCAAUGCUGAAAAAGAAUACAAUGCAGCUUGUGCAAAAAAGGAACCCCACUGUGCCAUUUGCACUCUUCUCAUGCCAUACUAUAGGCCAGACAAUCAUGAUGAAGAAAGCCCUGCUUUCAGGGAAGCAAACUCAGCAGAAACACUGAUGGCUGAAAAUGAGAAGACCAAACCUCUUAUUCCAGAGAUGUGUUUUAUUUAUAGUGAGGAAAACACCGAAAACUAUCCAUCAAAUGCCUUUAUUGAAGAAGAUGGAACAAGUCUUCUGAUUUGCUGUGUGAAGUGUUGUGUACGGGUUCAUGCAAGUUGUUAUGGUGUUCCUUCUUAUGAAAUCCAUACUGAAUGGUUAUGUUCUCGAUGCAGAAAAGAAGCCUGGACAGCCGAAUGUUGUCUCUGCAAUUUGAGAGGUGGGGCAUUAAAGCAAACUACUGACAAGAAGUGGGCACAUGUAAUAUGUGCAGUUGCCAUCCCAGAAGUCAGAUUUGGUAAUGUCACAGAACGUACUCCGAUAGACACUAGCAGAAUACCUUUGCAAAGAUUAAAAUUGGUGAGUAAUAUAUUCAUAUAUGCUUCAUAUAUUCUUCGCUAUUAGGGUGUUCCAGUAUUUCAGAUCUAUUAAAGUUUUGACUUGUGAUGAUUAUUGCAAGGUACAUAAGCAGUAAACUAUUUUUAAGGUAAGGGAUAAAUAACCAGAGUUUUAUCAGGAUGGGCUUUUUUGACAUAUAAUGGCAACUGAUUAACACUGUUAAGAGCAUUUGGUAUUUUAUCAAAAGGAGCUUGAACCUGCCCUCCCUCAAAAAGAAUAACAAACUUGACCAGUGUCAGCUAUGAAAGUUUCAGUUUUGGAACUGUAUUGGUAGGGAAAGUAUUGGAACCCAAACAGGCUGUGAAUAUCCCACAGUCCAUAUUUGUGAGGUCUUUUUGUUAUGUAUUUUUGCCUCAAGGAACUAUUUAUGAAGAUAAAUGGAUGUAUGAUCUGCUUGAUGCAUGGUACCUCUACCAUCUGUGGCAGAGAAAUGCACAAAACAGAUCACACAUUAUAAUGGAUGGAAAAAACUGUUUCCUGAGGAGUUUCAAAAGCUGCUGGAAAACCUAAAUGAAAGCGCAUCAGCUACUAGCAGUUGCAUCUUGUGUUACAUAUAAAAUAACUAUAAUUCAAGAAGGCUGAUGUACACAAGCAGUGUAAAUCCUCUGCUAUGCAAUGUAUAUGACUAUCCUACUUAUUGUUUGGAUCAGUUUUCUGGA
Messenger RNA from Neopsephotus bourkii (Bourke's parrot), 2562 nucleotides. Its product is annotated as lysine-specific demethylase 4C-like. The transcript has 12 exons. Gene Ontology annotation, biological process: chromatin remodeling; regulation of transcription by RNA polymerase II. Gene Ontology annotation, molecular function: histone H3K9 demethylase activity; histone H3K36 demethylase activity. Gene Ontology annotation, cellular component: nucleus. NCBI's taxonomy places the organism in Eukaryota, Metazoa, Chordata, Aves, Psittaciformes, Psittacidae. Bases 20 to 1909 code for a protein of 629 amino acids. The record is from RefSeq and is a predicted model, not a curated record.